This is a messenger RNA of Medioppia subpectinata, 768 nucleotides long. The record is from the annotation of a GenBank genome assembly. NCBI's taxonomy places the organism in Eukaryota, Metazoa, Arthropoda, Arachnida, Sarcoptiformes, Oppiidae.
AUGGAUUGGCGGAAAAAAACUAAUUGUGAAAGAAAUGGCAGAGAAAUGUAUGAAAUGAUAGAAGAAUUAGGUUCGGGUAGUUUUGGACGAGUAGAUGGAGUGAAAGCUAAACUCAAUGGAAACAUAUAUGCUCUUAAAACAUGUCAAUUAAAUAGUUUGACAGAAAAACUUAAAAUCAAUGUUUUAAAUGAAACUCAAAAUUUGAUAAAAUUGCGGUCAAAAUAUGUGAUUCAAUAUUAUUAUUCAUGGAUUGAAAGCAACUGUUUAUACAUUCUUAUGGAGUGUUUGGCCGGAAAUUUAACCCAAGUUUUAGAAACUAAAAGAAAAUUAUUUGGAGAAAUAAUUACUGAUUUUGAAUUCUAUAUAUCAUAUGAAAUAUUCAAACAAUUGGUCGAAAGUGUGGAGUAUUUGCAUAAAAAUCAUAUCAAUCACAGAGACCUCAAACCCGAUAAUGUGUUGAUUGACAACAACGACGACAAUAGAUAUAUAAAGUUAUGUGACUUCGGUUUGUCUAAAGAAGUGCAUGUAUUGAGUGAUGGAUACAAUCAGACCAAAGAUGUCGGAGAUAUACAAUAUCAGGCACCGGAAGCAAUAACUACUGAAUACAACCAUUUAAUAGAUGUCUAUAGUCUGGCACUCAUUGGGGCACAACUUUUUGGGUUCAAUACAAGAGAUAUUGCAAAUGGAAAUACUCAACGAAUGGAUCGACGGAUUGGAGACAAAGACCCGAAUGUGAAAUCCAACUUCUAUACCAACGGAUUUAAUUAA